CAAACCAAACACACACACAGUUCUAAGAAUGUGGUGUGUGUGUGUGCGUGCAUGCAUGCAGCUGUGCCACCGUGUGUAUCGUGGAAGAGGCCGUAGAGCAGACCCUGGCGAACCCUAACCACUGACCCCUGUGGUGGGGGGGGUGAGCUCAGGGCGAUGCGGUGCCCCACCCUGCUGGCCCUGCUGGCGGGGGUCAUGCUGUACCUGGUGAUAGGGGCGCUGGUGUUCCGGACCCUGGAAAGCCCCAAGGAGAGCAAGGAGCACGAGAAGCUGCUCCAUACCACACGCGACUUCCUCCAAAACCACUCCUGUGUCACCGCACAGAACCUCAGCGACCUCAUAAAGGUACAGAACCUCAGCGACCUCAUAAAGGUACAGAACCUCAGCGACCUCAUAAAGGUACACACACACCAUAGCACACACACAUUUUGAGCAGAGAGAUACACACCCACACCAGAGCAAGCAGACAUAAACACACCUAAUAUACAACUUGGCAGGAAUAACUUCAGACAGUGAAAGCAUUCACAGACAGACGAGUUAAAACAUAUCUGAGAAGAACCUCAUCUAAACAGACUAAGUCCAGUGUAGGCUCCUCCCCCCCCCAGAAGGUGUAGCCCAGGGAUAGGCAACUACAUUCAGCCGUGGGAUGAUUUUUAUCAGAGCGGAUGGUCGGGGGGCCGGAACAUAAUUAUAAUAAUUUGUAAAUUAAUCACAACUAAGCCCCAAAAGGGCUUUGAAAUGAAAAUUACAUUGAGACAUGAUCACGUCUCUUUUUUUAUUCUUGGGAAAUACUUGGAAAAAGAUUUCCUCAAUUAAACUCAUUUUUAGCUAAAUUCCUGGUGAUCUUAGUCUUUUUUUGACUAAAAUCCUAAAAAGAACACAGACCCAAGAUGUAGACCCAGCCUAAGACAGGUAAUGUGCAGGUGUAGACCCAGCCAGCCAGUCUGUUCUGUCUCUGUCCUGUCAGAGUGUGGUGAAGGCGGUGGAGGCGGGCCUGGACGUAAAACACAGCUCCACCAACUUCACUAGCAGGUGGGACCUGGCCAGCGCCUUCUUCUUCUGUGGUACCAUCAUCACCACCAUCGGUGAGCCUUUGUUCGUUUUUCCCCCUCCUGCAAACCCUUUGGUAAUAACUUAGUCAGCCAGAUGUGUAUUUUGAAUUUGACAGAAAAUGAAUUAUCCAAUCUCAGAAAAUACAAUGAACCUCAAUAGACAUGCUGGUGAACUGAAUAAUUUUUAAAUGAUAUAGAUUAACAUAUAGGUGAAUGUAAAUGGUCUCCCUCUGUCCUCAGGGUUUGGUAACCUGUCUCCCAGGACCAAAUGGGGUCAGCUGUUCUGCGUCUGUUACGCCCUGGUUGGGAUCCCUAUGUUUGGUUUCCUGCUGGCUGGUGUCGGGGACCACAUGGGGACGGGGCUGAGGAAAGCUGUGUGGAAGAUGGAGACACUCUUCCUGGUGAGACUACGCCGUCUUGUCUCAGGGGCUGCUUCAUUUACGGGAUGUCAUCUCAUUGUACUCGCCUGUCUCAGACGGCUGCUUAAGUCAUGUCACUGUGCUGUAAACAGAAGAAGCCGUCUUGGAGUCUAUAGCACUUGAAACACGUUACACACAAGUAGAACAGAAGCCGGCUUAAACAUUGUCAGUCAUUAGAUACUUCCCAAUGUAGCUUUGCAGUUCUCGUGUGUGUGUAUGUGUGUGUGUGUGUGUGUGUGUGUGUAUAUAUAUAUAUAUAUAUAUAUAUAUAUAUAUAUAUAUAUAUAUAUAUAUACACAUACACACACACACAGUGGGGAGAACAAGUAUUUGAUACACUGCUGAUUUUGCAGGUUUUCCUACUUACAAAGCAUGUAGAGGUCUGUCAUUUUUAUCAUAGGUACACUUCAACUGUGAGAGACGGAAUCUAAAACAAAAAUCCAGAAAAUCACAUUGUAUGAUUUUUAAGUAAUUAAUUUGCAUUUUAUUGCAUGACAUACGUAUUUGAUACAUACUGCAGCAGGGAUUUUGGCCCACUCCUCCAUAUAGACCUUCUCCAGAUCCUUCAGGUUUCGGGGCUGUCGCUGGGCAAUACGGACUUUCAGCUUCCUCCAAAGAACUGUCAAUCUCCCUCGGCCUGGGGCUCCAUGCAAGAUCUCACCUCGUGGAGUUGCAAUGAUCAUGAGAAUGGUGAGGAAUCAGCCCAGAACUACACGGGAGGAUCUUGACAAUGAUCUCAAGGCAGCUGGGACCAUAGUCACCAAGAAAACAAUUGGUAACACACUACGCCGUGAAGGACUGAAAUCCUGCAGCGACCGCAAGGUCCCCCUUCUCAAGAAAGCACAUAUACAGGCCCAUCUGAUGUUUGCCAAUGAACAUCUGAAUGAUUCAGAGGAGAACUGGGAGAAAGUGUUGUGGUCAGAUGAGACCAAAAUCGAGCUCUUUGGCAUCAACUUAACUCGCCGUGUUUGGAGGACCCCAAGAACACCAUCCCCACCGUCAAACAUGGAGGUGGAAACAUUAUGCUUUGGGGGUGUUUUUCUGCUAAGGGGACAGGACAACUUCACCGCAUCAAAGGGACGGAGGACGGAGCCAUGUACCGUCAAAUCUUGGGUGCGAACCUCCUUCCCUCAGCCAGGGCAUUGAAAAUGGAUCGUGGAUGAAGAUUCCAGCAUGACAAUGACCCAAAACACACGGCCAAGGCAACAAAGGAGUGGCUCAAGAAGAAGCAAAUUAAGGUCCUGGAGUGGCCUAGCCAGUCUCCAGACCUUAAUCCAUAGAAAAUCUGUGGAGGGAGCUGAAGGUUCGAGUUGCCAAGCGUCAGGCUCGAAACCUUAAUGACUUGGAGAAGAUCUGCAAAGAGGAGUGGGACAAAAUCCCUCCUGAGAUGUGUGCAAACCUUGUGGCCAACUACAAGAAACGUCUGAACUCUGUGAUUGCCAACAAGGGUUUUGCCAACAAGUACUAAGUCAUGUUUUGCAGAGGGGUCAAAUACUUAUUUCCCUCAUUAAAAUGCAAAUAAAUUUAUAACAUCUUUGACAUGCAUUUUUCUGUAAUUUGUUGUUGUUAUUCUGUGUCUCACUGUUCAAAUAAACCUACCAUUAAUAUUAUAGACUGAUCAUGUCUUUGUCAGUGGGCAAACGUACAAAAUCAACAGGGGAUCAAAUACUUUUUUCCCUGACUGUAUAUAUAUAUAUUGUUUCUGUUUAUCAAAGAAAAGGCACAUUUGAGCAUCUUGAGGAAGAUCUUACCCACUCCAUCCUUCUUCCCUCAUCGCUCUUUCCCUUCUUCUUUUGUGUCCCCCCCUCUCUCUCUGUCCUCUCUCUCUCAGAAGCAGCGGGUCAGUCCCACUUAUGUGCGGGUCAUGUCUGCCGUUCUGUCUAUCCUGAUUGGCUGUCUGAUCUUCCUCGCCGUGCCAACGCUGGUGUUUAAGGAAGUGGAGGACUGGUCCUUUCUGGAGGCGCUCUACUUCGUGGUCAUCACCCUCACCACGGUCGGCUUCGGAGACUAUGUAGCAGGUAUGAAGUGAACACUCGGUACAUGAAAGGACAGUACAGACUGGGGAGUACACACUCUACACAUUCCUUUCAGGAUACACACUAUGAAAGAUACACUUGAUAUUUCAUAGGGAUAUGGACCUGUCUAAAGCCCCUUUGUUCGUGUGUACGUGCAUGCACGUACGCCUGCGAAUCCAUGCGGUUCCAAUGCGCCAAUGUCCUUGUGCAUAGGUUCUAACCGGAAGGACGGAGAUCUGUUUAAACCCCUGGUGUGGCUCUGGAUAGUGUUUGGCCUGGCUUACUUUGCAUCCAUACUCACCAUGAUCGGGAACUGGCUGCGGGUGCUGUCCAAGAAAACACGUGCUGAGGUGAGUGGCAGUGAGUGGGACACAAACCAAAUUAUUGGAAGGGCUGGUGAAAGGGAAACAGUUGAUAUGACAAGAUCUAGACAAGGAUUUACUGAAAGGGAAUUUGGAUUUGUACUGUCAAUAUUUCCUUAUCCUCAGUCUCUGUCUUUCUCUGAGUUUCUUUCACAUUGUCACACCUCUCUCUUUCCCUAUCCCUCCCCUCUCUCUCUCUCUCUCUCUCAGAUGGAGGAGUUGAGGGCCCAUGCUACAGACUGGACCCAGAACAUCCAGAACAUGUCCAUGGACUUCCGGAUACCCAACCCUCUGGACCUCAAUGACCCCUUCCUGCUGCAGCGGCGCCGCUGGAAACGCAGCACCCGGCGACGGGUCCGCAGGGGGGCGCUGGGGCACCGCGGCAGGCAGGGUGUCAUAGGGGAGAACGGACAUCUGCCCAAUAGGUGGGUCACCCACACCAGCUCCAUGACCCGUCUGGAGGUCAUGAGGUUAGGGGGGGGUGAGGUUAGGACUGAGGGGGCGAGGUUAGGACCAGGGGUGGGGCUAGGGGUAGGGUUGAGGCCAGAUUGCAGGGUCAGUGCGAGGUCAGAGGGCAGGUCGUUGGGCCGGGCGGUUGCUAGGUCGCUGUCGAUGCCUGCGGCGCGCUCCAUGAUGGAGUUAAACUAUGACCCUGAUCCUAUUGCGACAAUGAUGAUGCCAUGGGAGUCGGGGUCUGUGUCCGAGUCUCCAGAGUCUGACUCCAGAUCAGUUGUCUCCUCCUCUGACUCUCACACCUCUGAAGUGUGUACAGCAGGGCAGGGGAUACCUUUUGCCAGUUUUGACCCCAGUGGGGGUCUCUGUACUAAACAGAGGGGACGCCAAGGAGGAUCCAGGCUGGUAUAUUUCACGGAGGAUGUCCGGUUCCCUGUGCCUCUCCAGCAGCUCCCCAAGUCCCCCAACUCCACCAAGCCCAUCCCCAUGUCGCCCAUAUCUUCCGUGACCCCUUUGCCCCCCCCGCCAGGCUGCAAGAUGCUAGAUUUCUUUGGGGAGAACUUGGCCUACAUCGACGAGUCGUCGGACGCGCUGAGUGACCGGAACCAGCCGGUUGAGGGGGGUGUCAGCCCUCUACCUCGUAUACACCGCAUGAGGAGGCAGCUGCCCCACCGGAGCCCCCUGAGGGAGAGGCGGGACAGCGACUUGCAGCCCCCCUCCAACCCCCCCACCCCUCCUCCUCUCUCCCAUCUCAGAGACUGA
Messenger RNA from Coregonus sp. 'balchen', 5063 nucleotides. The record is from the annotation of a GenBank genome assembly. NCBI's taxonomy places the organism in Eukaryota, Metazoa, Chordata, Actinopteri, Salmoniformes, Salmonidae.